AUGGCUGAAAAUCUGCUGAAGAGGCCUUACCCUGAAGACGACGAAGCAGCCAACAAAAGAUCGCGAUCGAACAAUGGCUCUCCUCGUCCCACCACUCCCUCUCAACAGACUGGAGGGAAGCCUGAUAUCAGCGCAGCAGUUGCGGCUGCGAAGGCAAGAGCUGAAGAAAUAAAGAAAAGACUGGCGAAACCUGCUACGGCAGCACCUCCUGCUACAUCAAGUUCUGCCCCAGUGUCGGCUAGUGAUCGAAUCGCUCAGUUGAAAGCGCGAGUCGCAGCAGCUACAUCUAGAUCCAAAGAACUAGCCCAGACCAAACCUGCAGUCCCAAGUCCACCAGUGUAUCAAGAUGAUUUCGGCAGAGCUCGUGGUGGCUUGGACAUUGGUCUGCACCCUGCGCUCCAGGAGAAUUUCCAGUCAGAUCGCCUGAAUAAGGGCAAGCAAGAUCAGCUCAAGAAGAAGCAGGAGGAACAGAAGAAAGCACAGCUGGAUCUCUCAGGUCCGUCGUUAGAAGAGCUCAAAGCAAAUCCAUACUUCGAUACCUCCAUUAGUGUCAAGAAUGCGUCAGGAAAAGGUCGGGUUACUCGGCAGUUGGUAUUCAACCAACAGGGCAAGUACAUCGCUCAGGCUGCAGCACUGCGCCGACAGGCCCAAUUGGAGGACAUGAAAAAGCGCAUUGCAGAGCGAGCACGACAAGCAGGUAUUGACGAAGACCUCGACACCGAGAAAGCCUUCUUGGUUCCUAAGCCGCCCGAGAUUGAAUGGUGGGAUGAAGGCCUCGUCGACGGCUCGUCUUACGAUGUCAUCGAUAAUCCUCGAAACCUAAAGAUUGACACUCCGGACUCUAUCAUCACAAUAUACAUUCAGCACCCAGUUCUUAUUGAACCACCACAAGAGAAGAUUGUCCCCGCCGCAAAACCCAUGUUUCUCACAGCUAAAGAACAAGCGAAACUCCGCCGUCAGCGACGUAUGGCCGAUUUGAAAGAAAAGCAAGCAAAGAUCAGACUAGGUCUUGAACCACCUCCACCGCCAAAAGUCAAGAAAUCAAACCUCAUGCGUGUCCUGGGUGAACAGGCCAUUCAGGAUCCUACAGCUGUCGAGGCUCGCGUGAACCGCGAAAUCGCAGAACGCAAGGAGACGCACGAGGAAGCUAAUGAAGAACGAAAAUUGACCAAAGAGGAGCGUGUGGAGAAGCUCGAAAAACAACAGACCGAAGAUGCAGCGAAGGGUAUUCACGUCCGUGUGUACAAAAUCGACAGCUUGGCGAAUGGCAAGCACCGGUUCCAGGUUCAGAAAAAUGCCGAGCAGCAUGCACUUACAGGCGUAUGUAUUAUGCACCCGCGCUUCAACCUCGUUGUCGUUGAGGGAGGUGAACAUUCUAUUCGUGCAUACGACAAGCUCAUGCAAAAUCGUGUCAAGUGGCAGGAGAUGGAGGCUCCUUCUUCAGUGCGAGAAGGCAACAAGGAAGCGCAAGCUAAGUGGCUUGACGCGGAGGACGAGAAUGGUGAGCUGAAGGAUUUGAGUGCGAAUAGAUGUGAUCUGAUCUUUAGUGGUGAGGAGAAAAGGAGAGCAUUCAGAAAGUGGCUCGGAGCUAGGGUUUGCGAGACAGAUGCGCAGGCAAGGGACGUACUUUCGAGAGCGAGGAUGGACAGCUUCUGGACUGUUGCGAAGAACUGGAAGAAGGACGAUUUCUAA
Molecule: messenger RNA, 1692 nt
Organism: Lithohypha guttulata
Lineage: Eukaryota; Fungi; Ascomycota; Eurotiomycetes; Chaetothyriales; Trichomeriaceae
Gene: prp3
Product: U4/U5/U6 small nuclear ribonucleoprotein prp3
Exons: 1
Coding region: 1-1692 (563 amino acids)
Biological process (GO): mRNA splicing, via spliceosome
Cellular component (GO): U4/U6 x U5 tri-snRNP complex
Source: RefSeq, a predicted model, not a curated record